This is a messenger RNA of Linderina pennispora, 572 nucleotides long. RefSeq lists its product as uncharacterized. The record is from RefSeq and is a predicted model, not a curated record. The annotation marks the transcript as partial. NCBI's taxonomy places the organism in Eukaryota, Fungi, Kickxellomycota, Kickxellomycetes, Kickxellales, Kickxellaceae. The transcript has a single exon. Gene Ontology annotation, biological process: phosphorelay signal transduction system.
GCAAGAUCAUGGAAAUUCUGCUUGCCCGCCAACAUAUGCAGUGCGUGGUCGUGCGCAAUGGUGCUGAAGCUAUCCGCUGUGCCAUGGGGCGCACUGUGUUCCGCGCCAUCUUUAUGGAUGUUGGCAUGCCAAUCGUUGAUGGCGAUGAGGCUACCCGUAUGAUCAAGUCCACAUUUAAUGCGAACCGCGAUACGCCGAUCAUUGCCAUGGCCGCGUAUGACGACGAGGCCACUGAUAUCCUGUAUGACAAGGCCAUCGUCCAAGCCCAUCACUGGGCUGCAGAUCAAGCACGCUCUGGCGCCGCACCGCAACAAGAAGUGAGACUUUGUUUGAUAUUUGUCCUGGCUGGUGCGCAACUGCAUCUGCCGUCUAUAACACAUAUCUGCAAGUAUGUAAAUCUGCAAUGGCAAAGAUCAAAUGUAUUGGGAGGGAUAGCAUAUGUGUGGUGGCCAGGUGCCUUUCUUCUGUCAGCACUCAUCAUAGCGCACAAAAUAUACUUCAAUAAUAUGGUGCAUGCCUAAAACGACCUAGGUCAAAUGUCAGGGAAGAGGAAACUAGGUAGCGUGUUCUCC